This is a messenger RNA of Capra hircus (goat), 3293 nucleotides long. It is a transcript of the gene MRRF, whose product is annotated as mitochondrial ribosome recycling factor. Gene Ontology annotation, molecular function: ribosomal large subunit binding. The record is from RefSeq and is a predicted model, not a curated record. Bases 225 to 1013 code for a protein of 262 amino acids. NCBI's taxonomy places the organism in Eukaryota, Metazoa, Chordata, Mammalia, Artiodactyla, Bovidae. Gene Ontology annotation, biological process: translation. The transcript is spliced from 7 exons. Gene Ontology annotation, cellular component: mitochondrion.
ACCAAGGAAGCCAGAUUAAAUAAUUACACAAAUAUUAACUGAUAUUGUUAAAGUAAGUGCCAUGAAAAAGUACAUGGUACUAAGAAAAGGGAAUAUAGGACAUUUGACCUGUUGGGCUAGAGAAAACAGCCAAGGAAAGCAUCCUCUGAGGAAGCGGUACUUCACCUGAAGUCUGAAAGAAAAGUUCAUUAACAAGUGAAUGUUCACAAGGAUUGUCUUCAGUCAUGGCCUCGGGUUUAAGGUGCUUCCGCUUGGUCCACCCUGCCUUUUGCAACUCCCUUGCAGCCUUGACCAGACCUGUUUCAGAAGUCACGCUGCAGACAGUGAGAGGAAGACAGAAUGACCGUGGGCAAUGCAUGGCCUAUGCCGCCGUACCAGUCCGUCAUUUUGCUACCAAGAAAGCCAAAGCUAAAGGGAAAGGACAGUCCCAAACCAGAAUGAAUCUUAACACUGCCUUGGUUGAGGAUAUCAUCAACUUAGAAGAAGUAGAUGAAGAAAUGAAGUCUGUGAUAGAAGCACUCAAGGAUAAUUUCAAUAAGACUGUCAGCAUAAGGACGUCACCAGGAUCCCUUGAUAAUAUCACUGUGGUGACUGCUGAUGGGAAGCUUGCUCUCAACCAGAUCAGCCAGAUCUCCAUGAAGUCGCCACAGCUGAUACUGGUGAAUAUGGCCAGCUUCCCAGAGUGUACAGCUGCAGCUAUCAAGGCUAUAAGAGAAAGUGGAAUGAAUCUGAACCCAGAAGUGGAGGGGACGCUAAUUCGGGUACCCAUUCCCAAAGUAACCCGGGAGCACAGAGAAAUGCUGGUGAAGCUGGCUAAACAGAACACGAACAAGGCCAAAGACUCGUUACGGAAAAUUCGUACCAACGCAAUAAAUAAGGUGAAGAAAUCAAAGGACAAGGCCUCCGAGGACACCAUUAGGCUCAUAGAGAAACAGAUCAGCCAAAUGGCCGAUGACACAGUGGCAGAGCUGGACAGGCAUCUGGCCAUGAAAACCAAAGAGCUUCUUGGAUGAAAACCCACCAGGGCCAGCAGUGCUCCAGAGCCCAGUUCCUAGCGGAUCCCAUGGGUGGCAAAUCGGCACUUCUCUAUUCCAUCCAUACGGAAAGUUGUCACCUUGCAUUGUCAGUCCUAGUGACCGACGGCCUUCCAGUGGGACACUGUUUAUUCUCUUCCUCCUGUCCGCUGACCACCGUAUCUCCUCUGGGCCUUCUGGCAUGGGUGGUCCUCAGAGAUGCUCUCUUGCUGACAGAAGGCCUUCACUUGGGCCAUUUGUCUUGACCAUGACGUCACCAAGCUGUUAGGACCAUUGGCAGGCUUGCCGCUGUCUGCUCCUCAUCUCGGGAGCCUUCUUUUCAGACAAUUAGUCACGCCCUGUCCCCACUUUUGAACUCUGCUUGGGCCAGUGUGAGCCUUCACCCGUGUUGGGUACCUUUGCCCAUUUUCACCAAACAGUAAAACCUAAAUAAAUUGGAAAGAAUAACAAGCGCGGAGGAAACGAUCGGAUCGGUGUGGAUUCAUGAUCUCCAAGGACCAGUGUGUAAAGCAUCCGGAACAGUGCUUUUGCUCUCUCCCCUUACCAUCCUCCCACUCCUUGCCUGACCGGUCCUGUUCACCCUUGGGUCUCAGCUUGGAGAGCAUGUCCUUUCCCCUGCCCAACCUAGGAUGCCUGUUAUUGGCUCUCCUAGCACUUUCCACUGCUUUUAUCUGAACCUCAGUUAUUCUUUUUGAUAAUUAGUCUGUUUAUUUUUAGUUUCCUUAGAAGUUGGCAUAAUGGAACAUAGUAGUCUGGAACUACUGUGGAACAUAGUCUGGAACAUGGUAGGCAUUCAGUGUGUUGUGAAUGAGUGGCACAUAGUAGCUGCUCAACAAAUGCCAGCUGUUUUUCCUUUCUUUGCACUCUGAACAUGGUUCUUCUCUCAUUUUUCACUCUUGCCUCUGUCCUCAACAUUUACUCGGUAAUGAGAUCUCUGUCCCCAGGGCCUGCCUGUUACUGAUGGACAAGUUGUUUAUUGUGGUGCAUCUUUGGGUACUAGGUUAAGUUACGUUCUCCCCCUAGUAAAUCUCUUCCCUUUGUUUGUUCAUUUAUUCAGUCAUUCAUUCAUAAUCUAGCCAUCGUGAGCUAGAUUCAUAACAAUUCUGGGUAAUCUUUUUAAUCCUCACAGUAAACUUGCAAGAUAUAGAUUAUCUCCAUUUUGCAAGUAGGAAAACUAAGACAUGACAAUAUUAGAUAACUUGCCCAAAGUGUUAGAGGGUUUCAUUAUUCACUGUCCGCCUCAUUUUACAGAGAGGGGAGAGCUCACAGAGGUUCGGUUUCUUGCCCGGGAUUUCACAGCUAUCACCGGGCAGACCUGGGCAUCGCAGUGAGGCCUGAUCUCAAUCCUGUGCUCUGCCCACUGCAUCCUGAUGCCUUCACAAGCGGUGGAGCGCCCUCUGUGUGCCAGGCACUGUGCUCUGUGCUAGGACUACAAAGAUGGGGGAGACACGGCCCCUGGCUUUGAGAGGUGCAUGGUCACUGGACUGUGUUGCUGUCUAUGGUCUCUUGGCCGGAAAGUAGAAGGUCUCUUCCAGUUCUGCCAGAUGUCUACCUUUAGAAUGGAACCCUCUCUGGCGGCAGCAAGGCCUGGCCACAUUCCUUCUAAGCAGCAUCCACACUCUCUUCUGCUGUUUGUUUCCCCUCAGACUCUGUCCCCUGCGAGAGGUAAUAAAGGCUGCCCUUCUCCCUCUGCUUGUACUGGCAGAGCAUGCUGCACAACAGCCAGUGGGAUUCAAGGUCAGAAUUAGGUCAAAGAUGAAAGAAGGGAACACAGACUCCAGCCCCGCUUACCUGUCCUCAGUCCAACCACAUUCACCAGCCCCAAGUAACCAUCACACAGUCAGAAGUCAGCCAGGGGGAGGGACAGGGAAAGAAAUAGCAAUCAAGGGAGAUAUUUUUUGGGGGGUAAGCCACAUGGCAGGGGCUUUGCAACAGUCUUUCGUGAGUGGCCGAAAUCCCCCACUCACUACAAAUGUGCUGCUCAAAGAUGCAGGAUUUUUUAAUAAACAGAGGAAAUGAUAAAUUAUGUUGUAACUCCACUCCAAAGGCAUUUGGUUCUUAACAGCCAAAUCCUCUGUAGUCUUUAAAUAAACAAAAACUUAUUUGGUGAACAGACGGGGGGGAAAAUGAAAGAUUUUCUGUACUUGGGUUCCACAUGUCAACAAUUUCUCUCCUGUGUGUGUGUUGGCCAAAGCCGUAUAUCAUGAUAAAUGAAUAAAGGAAAACCUCGAGCCCAGGGCAGUCAGACGGCUCAGCAAA